GAAGACGCCCAAUGCAGCAAGGCUUCAAUAAGCCAGUGUGUUGCUGCCCAAAGCCACGGAUCUGAAGUGGGUUUAUGGAGAACAUCCAGCAUCCUCUGGGCUCCUCAUUGUUCUUUAUCCACUGAAGACGCCGUCUCGGAUUGUUUACAUCACUUGCAAGAAACCGGCACGGAGUUCUGGAUUGUGAUUGGAGGAAUGCCAUGAUGACUUAAGCAGAAGCGCCAUGCGGAAACGUGCAGUGUUCAGAGGCAUCACUCCUACACCGACCGAGGGUCUGCAGCCGCUGGAGGAGAAAGGAGACACAGAAAGUAAACAGGAGCUGGUCAACACCUGAGGAACACACACAGAAACCUCCAGUAAUAAAGAGCCACUUUCUGUUUGUGGAAGCUGUAACCUGCAGCCUGCUCAUCAGUGGGGCUCGGAGCAAGAGCAGCAGCCAGGCGAGACUGCAGCAAAAAUGUCUAACUAAAGGAGCGUCCAUAAGGAGGAGGUGUCCCAGCACAUCUACACCCCUGCAUCCUGUCUGCACUGGAUUUAUUUAUACAUAUCAUCAAGGGGGGGAGGCUGAUAGAUCCCAGAGCAUGAAGCCCAGCUGCUGAGACGGCGUUCACACACAAUCCGCUCACCCGGCUGGAUGUGUGUGUUCCUUGCCGGAGUCCAGAGCCGAAAACACCACGGCGGCCUCCCGGAGCCCAGCGGAGAUGCCCACCGAGACGCUGCCGCCAGAUAGCAAGGCGUUGGGCGCUGGUGGUGCCGUGGCCUCGGCCGUACCCCUCCGAAUAUUAAACAAAGGUCCUGAAUAUUUCAGAAGAGCCACAGAACCCAACCCGAAGCGCCUGAGUGCUGUGGAGCGACUUGAAGCUGACAAAGCCAAGUACGUCAAGAGCCAGGAAGUGAUAAAUGCAAAGCAAGAACCGGUGAAGCCUCAGGUGCUCGCAAAGCGGAGCCCAGGGGUGAGUUCGGCUCUUAAAGCCUCCAAUAAUAACGCCAAAUCAGACACUUGCGCCAGCUCCAAGCGUGAAAAUCUCAACCUGGAGAUCCUGAAGAACCUGCUCAACAGCUCAUCAUCAGCAGAAGGACCUGCUAAAAGCUCAGUGGCGAGGAGCUGGGCACCAGAAUCCGGGCAUCGCUCCUUUCCUGAAUCCUUAAAUGUCCCAGCUGCAGCCUUUCAUGGCCGGAAAAGCCCCCAGAACCUGAACCUAAGUCGCGGACUUAUGGAGAACCACGGGGCUGAGGGCGAUCGAUUACUACUCCAUGCCUCUCAGAGCUCCUCGGACAUUCGUCGGCUGUGUAACGGAAAGCCAUUCCGUUCGGGACGCAGCAGCAGCAGCAGCUCAGCUCCUCCGCUUCCCCCAAAACCAAGUGCAAAGGCUUUAGGAAUCUCUGACCACAUGAAAUGUCCAGCUGAAACGGAACUGGAAGCUCGUCGGCCCUCGCUGCAUCGUUCUAAAUCAGACUUGAGCGAUCGCUUGGCUCGGUCUGGCGCAGAUGCAGAGAGGUUCUUUAACUACUGCGGCCUGGAACCAGACCAGCUGGAGGGUUUUGUCGAUGGCUUUGGACGUGCCAGCUCUGAUAUCGUAUCACUGAACUUCCGUAGUGCCAGCAUGAUCAGCUCGGACUGCGGCCGCUCACGACACACCGACGACAACGACGACCUUUCCAAUGAAGACGAGGAUGAGGAGGAGCGAGUCCCCUACGGAAUCUCGGCUGUCGAGCGCAACGCCCGUGUCAUCAAGUGGCUCUACAGCAUCAAGCAGGCACGAGAAUCUCAGAAAGUCUCGCAUGUUUGAGGUUUUGGAGAUCAUGAACAAGCCACUCACGUAUCUCACUUCUGAUGAUGCACUGUCUCUCUAUCUUUAAGGACUGACUGGAGAAACACAGCUGUUUUUAUUUCUUUAUAGGUUUACAGGUUUAUUUUUUCUUUUUUAGUCGCUUUCCAUGUCUUCAGAUUCUGCAUGACCUCUUCACACAUCACAAAUACCCUGACCUCCGGCUCAUCACGUGUUCAUUAAAAAGUGCUGUUUUACCGAACAGCUCUGACUCCGAGUGCGUUUAUCGUUUUGUUCUUUUCCGCUUCUGUCUGAUUUCCGUCUGUGUUUGACGCACUGAGCCAGGAAGCCAUAUGAGAAUGAAUGCAGUGCAUCAGUGUCUUCAGUGUCUUUAGAUGUCUUUCCUUCUUUAGUUUUCUCUUUUCUUUUUUAAAUGUGUGUGUGUGUGUGUGUGUGUGUGUGUGUGUGUGUGUGUGUGUGUAUGUGUGUAUGUCUAUGUGUGUGUGUGUGUGUUGCAGAACCAUGUCUGAUCCAGAAACCUCUUUUCAAACAUAAUAACGGCUUCCAUCAGGACGAUUUACGUGUAGUUUGGUUUGUCGUCCAUUCCACUCUGGUCGCGAUGGUACUUAUUGUUUUAAUGCGUGUACAUUCUGUAAGAUUAUGUAUAUAAUUUUGGAUUCUUUGUCAAAAGAAAAUCACAAAAAAGUAAAACAAACAAAACAAAACCCUGGUGUUGUGUGAUGAAGAUCCUACUGUGAUGUUCUAUCCUGUAGCUCUCGCUUUGCUCUCGCUUUGCUCUCGCUUUCCCUUUUUUUGAUUUGAUUUGUUUUAAUUCGCAUCGGCAGUCUGUGUUCAUGAUCGACUCUGUACAUCCCUCCUCUUAUGUUUUAAAUGUGAGCUAAUAUUCCACAUGGAGUUGUUCCUAAAAGAUUUAGUUAUUUUUAAUUAUUUCAAUAAAUGGCUAAUUCGCCAUCUUUUGCCAUCA
Tachysurus fulvidraco (yellow catfish) is the source of this 2754-nucleotide messenger RNA. It is a transcript of the gene fam110b, whose product is annotated as family with sequence similarity 110 member B. Lineage: Eukaryota; Metazoa; Chordata; Actinopteri; Siluriformes; Bagridae. The transcript is spliced from 6 exons. Bases 702 to 1790 code for a protein of 362 amino acids. The record is from RefSeq and is a predicted model, not a curated record.